This is a messenger RNA of Chinchilla lanigera (long-tailed chinchilla), 3669 nucleotides long. RefSeq names its product family with sequence similarity 160, member B2 (gene Fhip2b). The record is from RefSeq and is a predicted model, not a curated record. NCBI's taxonomy places the organism in Eukaryota, Metazoa, Chordata, Mammalia, Rodentia, Chinchillidae.
CGGGAGCCCAGCAUCGACCUGCUCCAGGCCUUCGUGGAGCACUGGAAGGGCAUCACACACUACUACAUCGAGAGCACAGAUGAAAACACCCCGGCCAAGAAGACAGAUAUUCCCUGGCGGCUGAAGCAGAUGCUGGACAUCCUGGUGUAUGAGGAGCAGCAGCAGGCGGCUGCUGGCGAGGCCGGGCCCUGUCUGGAGUACCUGCUGCAGCACAAGAUCCUGGAGACCCUGUGCACACUGGGCAAGGCUGAGUACCCCCCAGGCAUGCGGCAGCAGGUGUUCCAGUUCUUCAGCAAAGUCCUGGCUCAGGUGCAGCAUCCGCUGCUGCACUACCUCAGCGUCCACAGGCCUGUGCAGAAACUUCUCCGGCUUGGCGGGGCAGUCCCUGGGUCCCUCACGGAAAAGGAGGAGGUGCAGUUCACCAGCGUCCUCUGCUCUAAGAUCCAGCAGGACCCAGAGCUGCUCACCUACAUCCUGGAAGGUAAAAAGAUUAUAGGGAAGAAGUCAUCCAGAGAGUCUACGGCCCUGUCUAAAGACACAGCCAGCCACAGAAACAAGGACUGUUGUCAGAACUGUGCUCCUGACGGGGGCCCCCAGCCAGAUGGGGAGCACUGUGGGGCCCAGGCCUUGAACAGCCGCCUGCCUGCUGAGACCGAGGGGCCAGAUGGGCCUGGGGAGAGCAACCUAAUCACCACCCUGCUAGGGCUGUGCAAGAGCAAGGUGCGGGCUGCAGAGAAGGGUCGUGUGGCCCUGAAGGCCCAGGAGAACCUGCUGCUCCUGGUAGGCGUGGCCUCCCCAGCAGCUGCCACCUACCUGGCGCAGAGCAGCCCCUGUUGUGCCGCGAUAUCGGAGCAUCUGUGCCAGCUGUACCAGUCCUUGCCUGCCUUCCUUGACCCUGCAGACAUCGCCACUUUAGAGGGCAUCAGCUGGAGGUUACCCAGUGCCCCAUCUGAUGAGGCGUCUUUCCCUGGUAAGGAGGCCCUGGCUGCCUUCCUGGGCUGGUUUGAUUACUGUGACCACCUUAUCACCGAGGCACACAUGGUGGUAGCUGAUGUCUUGGCAAAGGCUGUGGCCGAGAGGCUGUUCGUGGACACCCUGCAGCCCCAACUUCUGCAUGUGUCUGAGCAGAGCAUCCUGACCUCCACCGCCCUGCUGACGGCCAUGCUGCGCCAGCUUCGCUCCCCCGCGCUGCUACAGGAAGCCGUGACCUUUCUGCUGGGCUCCCAGCCGCAGUCUGCAGCUGCCGAGGACAGCCCACGCUCCCUGUGCGACCACCUCAUCGGGCACUGCGACCACCUCUCUGACGAGAUCAGCAUCGCCACGCUGCGGCUGUUUGAGGAGCUGCUGCAGAAGCCCCAUGAGGGGGUCAUCCACAGCCUGGUUUUGUGCAGCCUGGAGGGCCGCCUGUAUAUGGCCCGGAGCUCACCAGAGCCCGAGAGCUAUGAGGACACCAUAGAUCUGGAGGAAGACCCCUACUUCACGGAUGGCUUCGAUUCUGGCCUCCAGCCCGCUACAAAGCCUCGCCAGGCUCCUGCCACUUCGGAUGGCAAAACAGCAGUGACAGAGAUUGUCAACAGCUUCCUCUGCCUGGUCCCCGAAGAAGCCAAGACUUCAGCCUUCCUGGAGGAGACCGGGUACGACACAUACGUCCACGAUGCCUAUGGCCUGUUCCAGGAGUGCAGCUCCCGUGUUGCGCCCUGGGGCUGGCCCCAGACUCCCACACCCUUGGACCCCCAUGAACCGGAACAGCCUUUCUUUGAGGGUCACUUCCUCCAAGUGCUGUUCAAUCGCAUCGCCCGGAUUUUGGAUCAGCCCUAUGGCCUAAACCUGCAAGUGACCUCAGUCCUGUCCCGGCUCGCCCUCUUCCCCCACCCCCACAUCCAUGAGUACCUUCUGGAUCCCUACGUCAACCUGGCCCCUGGCUGCAGAAGCCUGUUCUCUGUGCUGGUCAGGGUGAUCGGGGACUUGAUGCAGAGAAUUCAGAGGAUACCCCAGUUCCCGGGCAAGCUGCUCCUCGUCCGCAAGCAGCUGAUGGGCCAGGUCCCUGGGGAGCAGCUGGACCACCAGACCCUCCUUCAGGGCGUGGUAGUACUUGAGGAGUUCUGCAAGGAGCUGGCUGCCAUCGCCUUUGUCAAGUUUCCCCCACGUGGUCCUCAGCUGAACUUCUCCCCGCCCCCGGAAGGGCAAGUCUGAGACUCCUGUCUUCGCCUUGCCCUGGAGCCGCCUCCUUCUGAGCCCUGCUGCCUCUACAGCUCCCCUCCAAUGUGGAACUUCAGCUCCCAGGCUGACUCGGGACCUCGGCCUGUUGACCACAAAGGCCUAGGUUCCAGGGAGUGCACCUUGGCCGGGCCAGGAGCAAAAGAGACUGCUUCCCCAGCAGCAUGGCGUCCUCAGGGCCUUCCUGGAACCACUCGAAACCACUUUGCGCCUGGACCCUGACCCUGUGUGUUUUCUGACUCUUCACUCCACACUGGCCAUGUGUGGCCAGGGCCACAACCAGUAACAAUUCCAAGGUCACAUGGAGACAGCAGCUGGCUCCAAGGCCAGCCAGGAAUUCAGGCCAGAGAGCCAGGGGUCAGGAGGAGCCCUGACUGUCAUGUUCGGUACCAUAGAAGCUGCUACAACUUGAAGGCUGUUCCCUACCUUCACGGUUGCACUCCGGAGAAGGGACUGUGAAGGGGACUGUGGGGGAAGCCCCUUCCUCCUGCCCUGCCCUCCCGGCGGCUAUUGCAAAAUUCCCAACUGCCUCAUGGCAAAUGCCCAAAGCAUGCUCCGCACCCAGGCGGGGGCAGCUGCUAAUGAGAACCUCAGUGCAGCUGCAGCCAGGGUGGGCGAGGGCCUUGGAGCUGUGGAGCUGGGUGCCUGCUUACAGCCCCAGCUGGCUCCUUGCUGGCGCCUUCUGAACUCGUCUCGGCAGGUCCACAACACCUGGGCAGAGAGGUCAGUGACCAGGGGCGGCUGGGCCCCAUCCUCCAGAUCCUGCUCAUUGCCCUGUAUUCCUAAUGGAUGGCCCUCCUGGGGGGCACAGGAGCUCGGGGUACAGACGAGGCAGGGUGCCCGACUCCAGACCCCCUCCCGUAGAGGCAGGGUGCCCGACUCCAGACCCCCUCCCGUAAGGCCCAGCGGGGAGGGGCUGGGCACGGGCAGCCAGUUCUCCUUGCAUGCCCUCUGCGGCUGGGGCUGCCUCCCCACCCGGCCUGAAUCUGCCUCGACCUGCAGGAGCACUCGCGCGGCGCCAGGCAUUACCUCACAGUGGGACUGCAGUUGCUGGCUCGGCUCCUGGGCAAGGAGGAGCAGGCCAGAGCCCCUUUCGCUUCCUUUUCCUGCCCAUGCCUCUUCUAGAUGCCGGGCACGGGUUGCCAAGAGGUGACAUGAAAGAAGGGGGAACUCAGUGACCUCUCCCUCUCCUGCAUUCCUCCCAGCGGGGGAGGACCGACGCCGCUCCAAAGAACACGGUGCACGCCUGCUUGUGCAUACGUGCACAUGGGUGCCAGUGUAGGACAAGGGGCAGAUCCCAGUGAGGGACCUGGGUCUGGACUUGGAGAUUCUUCAGAUCUUGGAGGGUCUGGGAGGCGUGGACCCUCGCCUCUAAUCAGUGCACUUUGGUAUUUUCACGGUGUCUUCCUCGGACAGCACAGCAAUAAACAGUGUGAGUGUGUGGACACGGCG